This is a messenger RNA of Rhizoctonia solani, 651 nucleotides long. Its product is annotated as guanyl-specific ribonuclease F1. The coding region runs from base 1 to 651 and encodes 216 amino acids. NCBI's taxonomy places the organism in Eukaryota, Fungi, Basidiomycota, Agaricomycetes, Cantharellales, Ceratobasidiaceae. The record is from RefSeq and is a predicted model, not a curated record. The transcript is spliced from 5 exons. Gene Ontology annotation, molecular function: RNA binding; RNA nuclease activity.
AUGACUUCGAUCGACUUGCCUUAUCAACCCGUCCACACUCCUCGUGACAGACUCGUCCACAUGAAACAACCAUUCGAUGCAUGCAACUGUACGCUUCGCGAGGGAAUUGUUGGGUUCUUGUUGCCGAUGUUGCCCGGGAGUGUUAUAUCUCGAGCGUGCCAAGAACGUGUACGCACGUUUAUCAAUGCUGCGCACUCGUCUAUCAUCUUCGCCAUGUACACCCUCCUUCAAACUGUCGUUGUCGUCGCUCUUUCUGGGCUUGCGCUCGCUAUUCCAGCUCCGACCAAGACAACACCUUUCGAUAAACGCACCAUUAGCGGCGUAACUGCUGCUGACUGCGAUGGUUUCACCUUCACUGCCGCUCAAGUCGCUGCUGCCGCCUCUGCCGCCGCAACCCACGUCUCGCGCGGCACUACCGUUGGAAGCAACAGCUACCCCCACGUUUUCAAUAACAGGGAAGGCUUCACUUUCAACUCUGGCUGCCGCGCGCCCUACUAUGAAUUUCCGCUUUUCCGCUCGUCGGUUUACACUGGUGGUGACCCAAGCUACAACCGCGUUGUCAUUGGUAGUGUUUCGGGCUCUAACGCUGCGUUCUGUGAUGUUAUUACUCACUACGGCGCUAGCGGAAAUAACUUCCUGCAGUGCGACUAA